CCCACACACACACUUAUUUAAGCACGUGACUAAUGUGACGUUGAGUUUGAGCCCGCUGCCGGUGAACAACACUUUGGCUCAUUUUUCGACUUUACAACUUUAAACCGGCUUACCACCUCCAUCACCAAACCCUCCCACACCCCCCCCCUUUUUCCACCUUCCAACGUUUGAAACUUUUGGCACAUAUCCGAGCGUCUUUGUCUACUAUAAAUUUUGCAACGUUGUAAUCUUGUGUGAGAUGGCAACUAGAGAGUCUGAGGAACCAAGCUCUGCCCCUCGUCCCCCCAAAAAGCGGUUCAUAGCGUCAUCUUCGUCGUCGUCUCCAGCGCGAUCCAUUGACGAAGACCUUGCUUCCUCUGAAGAAGAUGCUGCCGAUCCUCUCAUGGAACCGUUUGAGGAAUUUCGGCGGGACGCGAUCUUUAGGCAGUGGAAAGAAUAUAUGCGCUUUGGAAAAAGAUAUAAAAAGCGCAAAAUAUCUGCAGAAAAGCGACAACAAGCAGACGAAGCUUCUUUGAGUGUGUGGGAUUCUCAUUUUCAGCAGCUACGAAAAGCACUUAGUGAUCUUGUUUCAGAAGAACAUGCCGAAUCAUUAAAAGCAGCGAUGCACCAGCGUGAUGAAAAUAGCCGGUAUCAAAGCAUAUUAGAUUCGAUUGCUGACGAUGCUCCUGCUAUGGCUACUGCAAUGAAAGCAGCUUCCAAGGUGACAGCGUGUGAAGUAACGCGGUCUGCACAAUCAUUCAAAUAUAAACGAGAAAGACUUGCUGAAAAAAUCAAGCCAUUGUUAGACUCCUCGCUGCAAGACGAAUAUCAAGACGCGCUUUCUCGUUGGCAAUCUGGUGAAAAAUCAAUUAAUAAAGCUAAGGAUAACCUCGAGUUACACACCAUGAAGUAUCUUGUUUUGACCGAAGAGUUACAGCUUUUAACGCGGAAAUUGGAAGUGGUUGAUGCUAUUGUGCGCGAUACACGUCUUGAGCUAGUGAAUGCCGAAAAUCGGCUGGCGCCAAAGAACGCCGAAUCAGGCGGUAAUUGGCAAGAACAAUGCCUGGAUAUAGGUGGUAGUAGCAAUCAGCAACAGCAAUCAUCUAGCGGAUCCUCCGGAAGAGCAACAACUGACGAGAACUUUGCUGCAGAGCAGCAACAAGAAAACUCGCUCACUCAAAUCCAGCGUAUGCUGGAUCGGCAACUGCAAGAAAUCGAAGCUAUCAAAGAAGAACGGAUAACUUUGAAGCAAAGGAUUGCGCAAGCCGAGAUUGAUCUGAUCAUCUUACCAGAAGCACGCAUCGGAAAGUUGCCACACAUCUACCAAUCGCAAGAAUCCGUUGCGUAUUUUCGUCAAAAAAGCGAUCGUUUGUUGAAAAUAUGCCGAGAACUGCGACAAGAACGCGAUCGUCUCCAAAUUGAACGACGGCCGUUUAUUCAAGAACAUGAUGCGGAUCAGCUACAUCAUAUCAAAAAACUGCAGAAGCAGCUGCGUGAAUUAGACCGAGAAUUGAAUGAUGUGCGUGGCCAACGUGAUGCGUUACAGGUUGUGGUGGAUGAGUACAAGUCGACACGUGAAAGCGGUGGAAGAGCGUCGUUACCGGAGUUACAGCUGAUUGCAGAUACACGACGGGAACGGGGAUCUAUUAUGGAGAACCAACUAUUGCAAUUGCGUAAAAAAUGUGCAGCAUUGACCGGCAACCGUGCGUUCUAUGAGAUGGCCAUGUCGAUUAACGAAGGUGAUAUCACCAUCGAACCGGCUCAAAGGGAAUUAAGUUCUUUAGAAAGCACAAUCGACGAAUUACGGGCUCAGCUUGCAGGACAAGACGAUGCCGCCGAUCAACAACAAAACUUGGACAAGGAAAUUGAGAAGAUGCUAGAGAUUCAAAACGUGGAGAACAAAGUACAAGAGUUUCAAAAGAAAUACGGUUUUGAUGUUAUGAAUUCGGACGAAAACGCGGUGUUGAAGAUACUGGAGUCGACGCUCGAAUCCACAGAAGCCAAAAUCAGUGAAACACAAAAGACUUUAAAAUCAUUGGAACUGGGUGAGAGUGAGUCAGCGAGUGUGGUCGCAGAUGCAUUUAAAGGCAGCACUAUGUUUGACGAGCAGAAUAUGGCGAAAAUUAAAGACUUGGUGGAUGUUGAGGAAGAGAUCAUAAGGCUGCGAUCAGAGCGCUCUAGAUAUAAUCAAGCUUUUACGAAUCUGAACAAGGCCAAGGAUUCAAAUGGCAUGGUCGCCGUUGCUCUUAAAAAACAGAUCGACAAGGAACUUGCUUAUAUUAAGGAGUUAAACGAGCGUGAAAAGAAUAUGAACAGUCAGCUGACCACUUUGGAACGUGAAUUGACAGCAAGCAACGCGGCAUUGGAGACUUAUCAGUCGAAAGGAGACGAACUUGAUGAAACAUUAAAAGACCUCAAAGAAAAGACGAAUCUUGCCAAGGAAAAGGCUGUUGAGUUUGAAAAGUCGAUCAAGGAAAAGAUACGUCUGAUAGAACAAGGAGCACACGAGCGUCUGCGAUUAGAAGAGAACAGUGAGUUAUUGCGGCGGAAACUUGAAGCAGCAACCAGGGUGGAGAGGCCAGCUGAAAUCCAGCUUCGUGAACAACAAGAGGAAUAUAGACAACUGCUAUAUUGCGGUUCCUGUGGACAAACACUAAAGUCGCACGUAAUUAUGCGUUGCAUGCAUACGUUCUGUAAAAACUGUCUGGAUGCUCGCAUCGAAACCAGACAACGACGAUGUCCUUCUUGCGGCGAAUCGUUUGGUGUCAACGACGUCAAGCAGUUUUAUUUUUAAUUUUCUAUCCUUAAAAAAAAAGAUCAUCCCCUCUCCUUCCGUCCCUUCUUCACAUUCUCUCUCUCUUUUAUCUUCGUGUAUAUACAAUCCUUCUUUUUCUAGC
Molecule: messenger RNA, 2876 nt
Organism: Zychaea mexicana
Lineage: Eukaryota; Fungi; Mucoromycota; Mucoromycetes; Mucorales; Lichtheimiaceae
Exons: 15
Coding region: 239-2773 (844 amino acids)
Cellular component (GO): nucleus; HULC complex
Molecular function (GO): metal ion binding; ubiquitin protein ligase activity
Source: RefSeq, a predicted model, not a curated record